Messenger RNA from Orussus abietinus, 1815 nucleotides. RefSeq lists its product as uncharacterized. The record is from RefSeq and is a predicted model, not a curated record. The transcript has 4 exons. NCBI's taxonomy places the organism in Eukaryota, Metazoa, Arthropoda, Insecta, Hymenoptera, Orussidae.
AUGCACAGAAGGCAAGAGAUUCGGAUUCAGGAAGAAAUCAUCGCGGCGCCGAUCAAGAGCGUCACCCUGGCCCUGGAGACGUACCGACCCACCUCCCACGUCAACAGCGUGUUCAUCGUCCUGGUGAACCCGAAGGGGUCGAAAGGGGUGCAGGGGGGUGGCACCUCCCGAAGGACUCUGCAACAGGUGAGAGCACCUUCAGGAAAAAUGUCCAGGACGACGGAGCCGCCGGCACCGGUGCACUGCUACACCAACCCCUCUUUCUGCGGCCAAUCGGAGUACAUCCCGGAAGCCGAUCUUCCGCCACCUCCGCCACGAUUCCAAGUAGAUGAGCUGCCUCCGCCUCCCUCACCUGGGCAGAUGCAGCCCAGGUAUGGUCGCAGUAACCCCGCUUUCCAGGGAUCAGGACAUCCGGAUCCUGCCUACGAUCCUGCCUACGACCCGACCUUCGACCCGGCCUACGACCGAGGCUCCAGGUACGAGUACAUAGAAGACCGCCCCUCCAGGUACGAGCACCUUCCCCAGGGUCGACCUCGCUGCCCCCAGCAGGAAGAAGAGGCCCGCAGGGGCAGGUACGGCUACGUCGCUCUUUCUGGUGAUCCCGAGGAGGAGUUCCGGGAGGGACGCCACGUGGAACCUUCUCGAGGUGAGGAACCGAACAUGCGAAAUUGUAGACAUAAUCGUUAACGACGCACCCUGACUCCAGGUCGCUAUGCCAGGGUGCCCCUGAGGGAGGAGGACCCACCGGCUCUGCCGGAUCGUAAUGGCCUGCAGGAGACGUCAGUCUCCCCCAGGAAUAAUCCAGCGACGCAGAAGCUGCACGAGCUGCUGUCGACCCCGAGGAAACCACGCUCUAGGUCGGAGGAGAGGGCCUUGUCCCCUAGAAGGCACUGGGCACAGAUGUCGCAGGGUGGAGGCACUCCUCGGAGAAGAGCCCUGACCCCUGGUGGCUCUCCCACGGGUAUGUACGAGACGUCCAGUCUCCUCGAUCGGAGCCAAGUCGACCCGCGACCGCGUUUGGGUCCUCCAGGUCGCGCUCCCAGUCCCGGUCCCAGAGGAACGCCCAUCGGCACUCCCAGAAACAGGAACUUCUCGCCGGAUGGGCUGCAGACGUCCACGCCGAACAAGGAGACGCCCUCGGCGAGGAGGUGCCUGCCCUUGACGGAGCCCAUUUCCGGUCGCCAGGUGGACGGCAGGCGAUACAUCGACCCUCCACCGAGGUACGCGUAUCUAGAGAGCCCGGAGUCCGUGCCCAUGGUCGCAGGGUCCCCCAGGUACAAGGUCGUCCCGGUGGAUCGGAAAAGAAUCGACUACAGGAGCGUCGAGAGCGCCUUCAUCGCCAGGACUGCCGUUGUCCCUCCCCUGUCACCUCCACCUAGCGAGGCCAACACGACCCUGGCCAGCGGUCCGGAGAAGAACGACAGAAGGAACGCUCCUCUUCUCCUGGUCCUGGUGGGCGUCCUGACUUGUGGACUCGCCCUUUAUCUCUCCUGGACCCAGGGCAGGAGAUAUUACCUGGACAGUGCCGCUGGUUGCGGAGCUUGCUGCGCCCUCGCAGGAGCUUGCAGAAGUCUCAGGAGAACCUGGACCGGUCUGGGACUUGCCGGACUCUCGGCUCUCAGCUGUGCCGGUCUUUUAUUGCUGGCUGCGAAAGCUCCCAGACAGGGGACUCCUCUUCACGAUGUCACGGCAGGUGCUCUCUGCGGUGUCUCUCUUCUGGGUGCAGCUCUUGCGCUCGUUGCCUUGAUCGGACCGAAGUGCAGCUUUGGUCGACAUCGCCGGGUGCACUCUUGGAUUCCUCGAUUUUCUCCCUAA